This is a messenger RNA of Knipowitschia caucasica, 1617 nucleotides long. NCBI's taxonomy places the organism in Eukaryota, Metazoa, Chordata, Actinopteri, Gobiiformes, Gobiidae. The record is from the annotation of a GenBank genome assembly.
AUGGAUGGUGUCGGGGAGCAGAGCCGAGAUGGGCCGCUCAGACUCACGGACAUCACCGCAGACAGAAGCAUGUCCUCUGUACCAGACUAUUACGCUGGGAAGAACAUUCUGAUCACUGGAGCGACUGGCUUCAUGGGCAAAGUGCUGGUGGAGAAGCUGCUGAGGUCGUGUCCUGAAGUCAAAGCAUUGUACAUCCUGGUGAGGCCUAAAGCGGGACAGUCCAUGCAGCAGCGGGUCAGCGACAUGAUGAAGUGCAAGCUUUUCGACCGAGUGCGAGAAGACGACCCAGACUUUCACCAAAAGAUCAUCCCCAUCAGCAGUGAGCUGACCCAGCCUGGUCUGGCCAUCAGCCCGGAGGACGUGGAGAAACUCUCAGGCUGCAUCAAUAUCGUCUUCCACUGUGCAGCCACCAUCCGCUUUGACGAGCCCCUCAAACAUGCUCUGCAGCUGAACGUAAUCGCCACGCAGCAGCUCCUCAGCCUGGCUCAGCAAAUGCAGCACCUCCAAGCCUUCAUCCACAUCUCCACCGCCUAUGCAAACUGCAACCGCAAGCACAUUGACGAAGUCAUCUAUCCACCACCAGUGGAACCCAAGAAACUCAUCGACUCUCUUGAAUGGAUGGAUGAAGGCAUCGUGCGAGACAUCACUCCUCGACUUAUUGGAGACCGGCCCAACACCUACACCUACACCAAAGCCCUGGCCGAGUACGUGGUCCAACAAGAACAGGGGAAACUCAGCAUUGGCAUCAUCAGACCCUCAAUCGUGGGAGCCAGCUGGCAGGAACCUUUCCCGGGCUGGAUCGACAACUUCAACGGGCCGAGUGGAGUUUUUAUUGCUGCCGGAAAAGGAAUCCUGCGCACCAUGAGGGCCAACAACGAUGCGGUGGCAGAUUUGAUCCCUGUAGAUGUGGUCAUCAACCUGACACUGGCGGCUGGCUGGUACACUGCCGUGCACAAACCUAAAACCGCUCUGGUGUACAAUUGCACGACUGGUGGCAUCAAUCCUUUCCACUGGGGAGAGAUCGAGCAUCAUGUGAUGUCAUCCUUUAAGAGGAACCCCCUGGAGCAAGCUUUCCGCAGACCUAAUGCCAACAUUACCUCAAACUAUCUGAUGUACCAGUACUGGAUUUUGGUCAGCCACAAGUUUCCUGCCUUUAUUUAUGACUUAUUCUUACGUCUCUCAGGCCAAAAACCACAGAUGAUGAGAAUCUUUAAUCGUCUUCACAAAGCCAUUGGUUUACUGGAAUACUUCAGUAGCCAGGACUGGGAGUGGAACUCCGACAACAUGAGCAUGCUCAUGGGUCAGCUCACUCCUGAGGACAGGAAGACUUUUAAUUUUGAUGUACGCCAGUUAAAUUGGCCUGUGUACAUUGAAAAUUACUGUAUUGGCACCAAGAAGUAUGUUCUGAACGAGGACAUGUCGGACAUUCCUGCUGCUCGACAGCAUCUUAGAAAGCUGAGGAAUAUCCGAUACACCUUCAACACACUGCUGGUGGUUUUCAUUUGGAGAGUGUUUAUUGCAAGAUCACAAAUGGCCAGAAAUAUCUGGUACUUUGUGGUCAGCCUCUGUUUCAAGUUCUUGUCAUACUUCCGCGCAUCCAGCUCUCUGACUAAAUAA